AUGGCAUCCUCGCAGCAGAAACAGCGAAAGCGCAAAAGCUCCUUCGAUGGUCUCGCAGCCUGUGCCACAAAAAUCAAAAGCGAGCCUGGUGCUCCGCCAGAUCCACCUGGAACCACAAAAUGGAACAUCGACUUCCGGCUCCCAGCUUCACACGCCAAACUCACACUUCCCAGAUCAGAUCGCCGACCGGUCAUCCGUAGCGGAAAUGAUGCACAAACAUCCGAGCAGCGAAGAUGGUACUCGCCUGCUACUCGGACGAAACAAACCAGAGCAAUAUGUUGGCGCGAAAGAGGCGGCCUCGAUUACGAAGACCUACCACAGAUCGAGGAUCGGUGCUUCGUGUGCAAAAUCGAUCUCAAGGUGCAGCCCCGCGACCGAACCUCUUAUCCGUUCGAUACAUGGGAGAGAUCCACGGCCAAUGGGUGUCGAGAUUGCGGGCAGAUUGUUCGAGGUGUGGGCAUGUUCGCCGAGAACUAUGGUCUUCAAAAAGACCGGCUUCAUAUCGGGACACUCAAAGUAUCGUCACGAAGGGAAACGACACCCAGCGUGCAACGAAUACUGAUCGGUGUCUUUUGGGUCGGGGAGCUGCGAGAUAUGUCCGAGCAUCUUGAGUUCACUCGGACGGGCAAAUGCAAUCCGCCAGUCGAGCUAGCACCGUCUACAGCCAUAUUUGACACAGGCACUUAUAAACAAGACGUCUUCCUCGCAGCCCAAAAGCUCGUCCAAGACUGCUCCACCACUCAUCGCCACUGCCUACCAUCGUAUCCGCCGCCGUUCCUCCCUACCCGCCUCCUGGAGAUCCAGUCUACAGCGACUCCAACCAUAAAGCUUGUCACCACCAGCUUGCUCUCCCCAGAAAAAAGAAAUUCCCACUACCUGGCUUUAAGUUACUGCUGGGGGAAUCCACCCAACAAUCCCCUCCGCCUCACGGUCUCCACAUCCCAAUCCCUUCACGACGGCAUCUCAGCAUCAUCCCUACCCCAGCUCUUCCAGGACCUUGUUUCUCUUGCCCAGCGCUUGGGCGUGAAAUUCUUCUGGAUAGACGCACUUUGUAUUCAGCAAGACGACAAGCUUGAUUGGGAGCGUGAGGCCGCGGUCAUGGGCGCUAUUUACCGCAAUGCGUGGCUCGUCGUUGGAGCGACGAGUGGUAGAGAUAGCAGUCAACCCCUUGCUCCACGGCCAUUUCAGGAGGUCCCCAUCCCCAUUUCUGAGACUGACAGCGGAGUGUGGGCGAAUGUGUUGUCCUCCACACAAGGCGGAAGCGUAACGUGGCCGUUGCACGAAAGGGGGUGGUGUUUCCAGGAGAUGAUCCUUGCGAGGCGCUUUUUGGAUGUCGACUCCAACGGGCUGCAACUACAUUGUAGCGGCGAAGACGAUGCACAGUAUGAUGAGUGGGAGCCUGCGGAUUUCCGCCAGCCAUGGGCUUUUCGGCGCCUGUGGUCACGAUUCUUGGACUCUGAUACCGACAAACAGCAAGUGAAAGAGACUGAUAUGCGUCGCGUGUGGCGAGAGGUUCUACAGAUGUACACGAAUCGACGAUUGACUUAUUCCUCCGAUCUUUUACCCGCGCUGGGCGGUAUCGCUUCUGAAUACUCAAAGAAGCUUGGCAUUGGGGAAGAUUACUAUGCAGGCUUAUGGAAGAGCAGGUUUGUGCAGAAUCUGUGCUGGACUGCUAAUCAUGAGGCGGUACGUCAUCAAAAUGGCGAUAAGACGCCGAGUUGGUCAUGGGCUAGUAUAAGUGGAAGUGUUGACUAUGAAUACACGAAUCUAGAACAGCAGAGGACGCGGCUGAUUGAAGUGGUCUGUGAACAAAAGGGCACGAAUCCCUUUGGAGAGGUAAUUGGAGGGCAUGCGUUGCUUGAGGGACUGGUCUUCACAUGUCUAUUGACUGUCAAGUUCGGGAAGUGGGCUGUGCGCCAUUUCGAGAUGUACGAGUCGCAGGCUGCCAUCUUUACGCCGGAUUUUGCGAUUGAGGUGGUGAGAUUCCAGAACGAAGAUACAACGAAGAGCAGCGCAAACAGAGCGACCACGACCGGAGGUACGAUAGAGAUCGAACAAGGUUGCAGAUGUGAGGUACGAGCGCUUCACUUGUUCGAUCUCAAGUAUGGGCGGGGGCUCUUUAUGGUUCUCGGUUGGUUGGAUCCCAAGGGGAUGGAAUUCCAGCGCUUGGGAAUUCUCGAGGCGCCCUUGAGCGGUUUCUACAGUGCUCUAGAUGUGGAUGAAAAGGAGGAGUUCGAAAAGAUAAGGGUAGUAUAG
Fusarium sp. VM40 is the source of this 2256-nucleotide messenger RNA. The record is from the annotation of a GenBank genome assembly. NCBI's taxonomy places the organism in Eukaryota, Fungi, Ascomycota, Sordariomycetes, Hypocreales, Nectriaceae.